AUGGCCGAUAUUCAGCCCCCCUCCAAGGGCCGUAUUGGUCACGAAGGACAACCCCAGGCGCAAGGUCAGCCGUAUGCUGAUCAACCACAAGUCAACAAGGAGGAUAACGGUAUCCAAGCCAAAGGACAACAGAAGCAGCCACGCCGACACACGCGUGAAGAACUUGAACAGUUUUAUUACGAAAUGAUUAAUGGUGGACCCGGGAUAAUAGUCACACAGGCAUCCCACCUACCGGAUUGCGAUAUUGAUCUGCCAGAGGUUACAAAGAAACUCGGAAGACGGAAAGGGUAA
Molecule: messenger RNA, 291 nt
Organism: Penicillium cosmopolitanum
Lineage: Eukaryota; Fungi; Ascomycota; Eurotiomycetes; Eurotiales; Aspergillaceae
Exons: 1
Coding region: 1-291 (96 amino acids)
Source: RefSeq, a predicted model, not a curated record